AUGCUUAGACCUAUCCGUAUAGCGUUUACUUCUAACUUCAUUUUAGUGCCAACGUCCGCCGUAAUCGCCAUGGUUGUCGGCAUAAUUCUGUUCGUCCUCCUUAUCUUAUUCUGCAUCUGCAAACGCUGCAUUUUUAAGCGACGCAGGAAAGAUAAGACAAAGGCCAAGGGAAAAGUGGAUAUGAAGAGCGUACAGUUGCUGGGUAAACAGCUUGGAAAGGAUCAGGUAGAUGUCCAUCAUAGCGUGGAGCAUAACGCCGGUUUGGGUAUCGCAUUUCGCUCCCAAAUACGAUGGAAGUACAAAACUCAGGGCGACCUGGAGGAAUUGGAGGCAAACAUGGAGGACAAUGAGGGCGUACAGGAGAAGGAAAAGCAAAAUCUGGGAAAACUGCAAUUCUCCUUGGAUUAUGACUUUACGAAGGGCGAGCUCACCGUUGGCGUGAUCCAGGCAACCGAUCUGCCCGGCAUGGAUAUGUCCGGCACUUCCGAUCCCUACGUGAAGGUUUACCUGAUGCCCGAAAAGAAGAAAUUUGAAACAAAAGUCCACCGAAAGACGCUUAACCCCGUCUUCAACGAGACUUUCCUCUUCAAGGUGAGGUCUUUAUCUGACCCUUUUUCGACUAUAACCAUUUAA
Messenger RNA from Dibothriocephalus latus, 633 nucleotides. Lineage: Eukaryota; Metazoa; Platyhelminthes; Cestoda; Diphyllobothriidea; Diphyllobothriidae. The record is from the annotation of a GenBank genome assembly.